This is a messenger RNA of Bicyclus anynana (squinting bush brown), 541 nucleotides long. RefSeq names its product flexible cuticle protein 12-like. Gene Ontology annotation, cellular component: chitin-based extracellular matrix. The record is from RefSeq and is a predicted model, not a curated record. Lineage: Eukaryota; Metazoa; Arthropoda; Insecta; Lepidoptera; Nymphalidae. Bases 71 to 391 code for a protein of 106 amino acids. Gene Ontology annotation, molecular function: structural constituent of chitin-based larval cuticle. The transcript is spliced from 3 exons.
ACCAGCAUCUCCACUGAGGGGCAUCAUUCGCUCCAUUGCCUUGCAAUAACAAACACCAAAACCUUCCAAAAUGAAAUCGUUCAUCGUGUUCGCUCUGUUCGUGGCCGCCGUCGCCGCCGCCCCCCAGCUGACCGCCGACGGUGCCGCCGAAAUCAUCGAACUCGAGAGCGACAACAUUGGUGUUGACGGAUACGCCUACAAAUAUAAGACCUCCAACGGAAUCCAGCAAGAUGAGAGCGGCCAGCUGACCGACGUCGGCACUGAGAACGAAGGCAUCUCCGUCCGCGGACAGUACAGCUACGUCGGCAACGACGGCCUCACCUACACCGUCACCUACACCGCCGGCAAGGAAGGCUUCGUGCCCUCGGGCGCCCACAUCCCCCAGGCCUAAGCCUGCAUAACCAACCCCAACAUCUAGUCCAAAAAUACUCAUCCCCUUAACCCAUCCCUACUUAUUCCUCUUUGUUAAAUCCAUUUCUGUGAUACGAUCCCGAUUUUUGUUUAUUUUGUUAAUAAACUAUUUUGUUUUAAUAAUUUAAAA